UUAGUCGGUCGGCUUGCUGCCAUUGUGGCAAAACGGGUCCUCCUGGGUAAGAUGAAUUUAUUUGGAUUGUGUGAAGAAAUACUGCUUUAUGCCUAACUCAAGUUUUCUUAAGGCCCCAGAUCUGACUAUUACCUCCUUGCUUGAGUUUAGAUUAAUUGUUCAUUUUUCUUCUUGUAGGACACAAAGUUGUGGCGGUGAGAUGUGAAGGAAUCAACAUCUCUGGAAACUUCUAUCGCAACAAGUUGAAGUACCUGGCUUUCCUGCGUAAGAGGAUGAACACCAACCCCUCUCGUGGACCUUACCACUUCAGAGCUCUGAGCAGGAUCUUCUGGAGGACUGUCAGAGGCAUGCUGCCCUCACAAGGCCAGGCUGCUCUGGAGAGGCUGAAGGUGUUCGAUGGUAUUCCUCCACCCUUUGACAAGAGGAAGCGCAUGGUUGUUCCAGCUGCGUCUGAAGCCCACUCGCAAGGCAUGCUGCCCCACAAAACAAAGAGAGGCCAGGCUGCUCUGGAGAGGCUGAAGGUGUUCGAUGGUAUUCCUCCACCCUAUGACAAGAGGAAGCGCAUGGUUGUUCCAGCUGCUCUUAAGAUUGUGCGUCUGAAGCCCACUCGCAAGGUGAGCCCCAAACAUUUGAUUACGAGUUUACCAUGUUUGAUUUUAAAUUCAAUUCACACUUGGAAACAAUUCUGACUUGACAGUGAUGAACACUUUAUCCCGAAACUGAUCAUCUAUUGAUGAGACAAACUUUUCGGAUCUGAUUGCUGAGUUGAGUCAGGGGGCCAUUUGUGCCUCACCUUGAAGUGUUAAACAAAAAUUCAAAUGUGCAUUUUGAAUACAUGAACAAAGAACUUGGCUUUUUAUUUUUUAAGUAAUAUAAAAGAAAACCAACUUUGGACUAUAUUUCUAACUGUGUUGGAAUGGAUUAUCUGGUGAGCUGGGGUCAGUAUUUUACCUGUGAGGCACAUGAAACAUACUGACUUUGAUUUUCUGUCACACAGCCACCCUGGAGCAGAAGAGAAAAGAGAAGGCCAAGCUCGGCUACGGCAAGAAAGAAAGUGACCAAGCUGGCAGAAAAUCAUGUCGACGCCAAGAUUGCAAAAUAUAGAGUCCUGUCUGAGCUGUUCUGGCCAAUAAAGAUAAAUACACAUUUAUA
Molecule: messenger RNA, 1152 nt
Organism: Labrus bergylta (ballan wrasse)
Lineage: Eukaryota; Metazoa; Chordata; Actinopteri; Labriformes; Labridae
Source: RefSeq, a predicted model, not a curated record